Molecule: messenger RNA, 1000 nt
Organism: Juglans microcarpa x Juglans regia
Lineage: Eukaryota; Viridiplantae; Streptophyta; Magnoliopsida; Fagales; Juglandaceae
Product: PLASMODESMATA CALLOSE-BINDING PROTEIN 5-like
Exons: 4
Coding region: 224-778 (184 amino acids)
Source: RefSeq, a predicted model, not a curated record
UAUUACUAUUAGUGUGUGUUUCAUACUACUCCCCAUCUCCCACAUUUCUGUUUCCACUUUCCAUUGCUUCGUCAAUUCCACUCCAUCCCCCCUCCCAAAAGUCACAGUAACGGUCACAUUUUUCGUCUGUCACCUCAACUCAGAACCUCAUCACCUCCGAACGGCAACAUCUCAUUUUCAUCUCUCUCUCUUCGUACCCAAAUCACUCUCUUUCAGAAAGAAAAUGACAACAAGCUUUGGGUUAUUCUCUCUCUUGCUUUUGCUGACCCUACUCGAUUUCCCUCUCUCCCGUGCCUCCAUCCCGAAUCAGAGAGCAGUUUCGAGGGCCCAGAACGGAGUCGUUGGCACGGAGCUGUGGUGCGUGGCCAAGAACAACGCAGAGGAUGCAGCUUUGCAGACGGCCCUGGACUGGGUAUGCGGGCCCGGCGCCGCUGACUGCGGUCCAAUCCAGAAUGGCGGUCCAUGCUACGAUCCGCACGACAUCCAGGCUACCGCCUCCUUUGCCUUCAAUGACUACUACUUGAAGCACGGCAUGACCGACGACGGUUGCUUCUUUGAUAACACUGCCGCCCUCACUUCUUUGAACCCCAGUCAUGAUAAUUGCAAAUUCCCUUCCAGCUUGAACGUGAACAAUGGAAGCGUUUCCAGUCUCGCAGCCGCAGGGGGGAUGGGUUCAAGCGAAGGCAUAAGCGGCUGUUCUCAGAUUGCUCAGCAGUUGUUUUGGCCUGUAAUUACUGGUCAUAUGUUCAUGUUGCUUACACAGAUUAUUUCACAAUGAUGAAGCAGAAUCAAGUUCUUGAGCCUGCAAUCAAGUGGGAUUUUUAUGGCUUAUCUUGGGGGAUUACAGGCAUCUGAACUUAGUGGAUGGCUUAGAUGCUCCAUUUCCUAGCAAUGAGUAUCUAGCAAUCUCAGAAAAUAUAUGACUAGGCCUCGUUUGGAUUGAGAAGUAAUCUUAACUCAUCUCAUCAUUAUAACUUUUUUAAAUUUCCACACAAAAUAU